UAGUUCUGUGUCACCUUCUGUUGAUAAUUACUGCAUUUUGUUGAAUUGCAUGCAUGUUAUAAUUUAUAAUUUUUAACCAAAUGAUGUGUUAUGUUGAUGUGCCUAUCUGAAUUUAUGUUUUUAAUUCAUACUACGGAUGAGGGCAUUAACCAAGACUUAUUUAAUGUUUCAAAUUUUUUAAUUGACUAAAACUCAUGUUUUUGUAGGUAAAAUUAAUUGUAUAACCUUUAUAUUAAAGGGAUCUUUUCACGCUUUGGUAAAUUGACAAAAUUGAAAAAAGUUGUUUUAGAUCCGCAAAUUUUCGUUUUAGUUUUGAUAUUUGUGAGGAAACAGUAAUACUGAACAUUUACCAUGCUCUAAUAUAGCCAUUAAAUGCAUCUUUUGACGAUUUUAAAACCUAAAAAUUAUAAAGCGUUGCAACGCAAAACGAUUGAAUAAUUUGGAGAGUUCUGUUUUUGUCGUUAAAUUUUGUGAAACUACGAAGAUUGCUUAUAUAAGGUAUAAAAUACGUUAAGAAUGUGUACUCGGCGGAAUAGCUCAGUAGGCUAAAGCGUUUUUACUUCUGGACUCUGGCAGGACUCCAGGGGUCACUGGUUCGAAACCUGCUCCGGGCAAUGUUCUUUUCCUUUUUUUAAUUUUAUUCUUGAUUUUUUACUGGAGCUUUUACGAUCCAAUGUUUACAUUUAUCAAUAUAAAGCAUUUUAAUGAAUAAGUUAAAAAAUGCCAAAAUCUGUGAAAAGGCCCCUUUAAGAUCACCUUUAAAAAUAAUUCUUGGAAUGAACAAUCUAACACAAGUUUAAAAGUCAUGGCGUCCUGUUAAAGAUUUAAUUUGAAUCAGGAACCAUCAAACAUGGCAUAAUAUAUCUUUUAUUUUUGGCUAUUCAUGCCAUGUUUUAUAUUUCAGCAGCAAAAAUAUUAGGUCAUAAUCAUGGGAAUUUACUAAUGGUUUUUGUACAGUAUUAAAUGAAUCUGUUAUGAUAAUGUUAAUGAUACAUCCUUUCCUAGGCCAAUGACAAAAGGAGGGCAGAUUCUCUAUAUACCUAUUACUACAAGAGAAUAAGCAGCAAUGAACAUGCAAAGUCCUUAGAAGCUUCAAUCAUGGCCAAAGCUUUAAAUGAUGACUGCACUGACAUUGAGUUUAAUGAAGAAAAUAAUGAAGCUUCUGAGAAAGAUAUUGAACAAACUGUGAAUAUUAAAGAGUCAACAAAUAAUUGCCAAGAGAAUUAUGAAGCAGUAGAUGAUUUGCAGAAUGACAUUAAGGCCAAUGAAGCAAUGAGGAAUGAGCCAGCAGAAGAGUUUCAAAAUACAGAUAAAGUUGUUUAUGAUUCUGCAGAGGACAUUGAUGAUUUGGAGGAGGAGGCCAGGCCAAUAAUGAGCAUUUUUAUUGUUCCGCUAAAUGAUGAGAAUGAAGACACUCUCAGCCCUUCCAGCUUUCAGGGUAGGAGUUCACCUUGGCCUUUUGAGGCUAACAAAUCUAAAGACAAUGUUGAAAAUUCUCUUGAUUAUCAAGCUGAUUUGGGAACGGAAAAUACUGAUGAUAAGCAAGCUCAAAUUAAUUCUGUGGUUUCAUAUCCUUACCAAAGUUUAUCUUAUAUUGAUAAUGCUAACAUAUUUCAAAAUGGAAAACAGAUAGAAAAGGGAUCAGUCGGUAAAAAUGAGACCAACGUUGCAUCUAAUUAUGGAAAACUUGCUUCAAAAUUGCACCUUUCUGGCAUGCCAUUAGAAACACUUGAAGAGUCAAUAACAGAAGUAGAAAAAGCACAGCAAAUAGAUAAGGGUGAACUGGUUAUUGAAGAUGAACUGAUAAGUGUGGUUGAGAAAUAUUCCGUAAGUCAGGUCUUUGAUUUGACAUUGGGAAGAAGGAAACUAAAAGGUCAUGACCUUACCUUGACUCCACAGAUGGCUAAAAAUAAAAUGGCGCAAUCUGCCAUCCAGUCAGCCCCUGUUUCUAGGAGAGCAUCCAUUGUGAGUGAUACUGCAUCUGUCAUAUCAUCGGCUAGUUUAACUGUAAGGUCAUCAAAGGAAUCAAAGACGAAGACUAAGAGAGCAGAGUCACCCCAUUCAUUACCAAAGACAGACUUCAUAUCCAGUAGCUGUCCGGAUAUUUUUCUGACUCAAGACGAUGAUGAGAAAUGGAUAAAGUUCCCCAACUCAGAGUACAUGAAAGGGUUCAAGAAGAAGAAACUCGACCCCUCUGAAUACCCCACUGCUGAAGACUGUAUACUGGAGAUGGUCAACUACCAACUCAAGAACACCAGAGAUGGAAAAGGUUUACACUGCUACAGUAUAGAUGACUUUGCGGACAGUAGAGUGUUGUGUGCUAUAGUCAACUCCUUUGUGCCAAAUACAUUUACUGCAGACCUGCUUCUCAAUGACAGGUGGACAAUAAACUUGGCCUUGAAGACAGCAGAGAAGAUGUUCUAUGCUGAGACUCCAUUUGAAGCAGAAGAUCUUGUUGAGGCAGACAACCAGGCAGUGUGCGCAUACUUUGCCUUCUUCUUCAUGGUGGCUUACAGAUACAGGCAGACAACUGCGGUGGUAAACAGAGUGGACUUCAUCAACAUGCUGAUAAGGGAGACAAAUCAUGAGCUGGAGAAGUUCCCUGCCAUUAUCUCCAACAUGUCUGAGCUGCAGAGGCGUAAGGACCUGAAGUCACAGCUGGAGAAACACAGGCUAGCUAUUGAAAAUCUCCAGAAGAAGUUUGAUGUGGAUUUCUGCAGGAAGUGGGUACAGCAUGUUGAUCACGUGCAAAAUGAGCUGCGACGUGAGAUCCGUGACAAGAUGAGAGCCAGGUUUGAGAUUGUGGAGGUGCCUAGGAAUAUAUCCAUUAAUGACCUGUGUCUCGCAGCCGUCAUCAACUUGAGUUUGACAAAUGGCAGUGGGUUCUAUCUCUCCACUAGCAAGGAGACAAUAGGUGAAGGACGAAAAAUUGUUCUGCGGAGAAAGGAAACUGGAGAGUAUAUAGAAGAUUUCACUUACAGAUCUAAGUUGAGUGUGCAUCAGGCUUUAAGAUUACCAGAUGUGCCAGGUCAGGUUCUUGAGCUCAACACAGAGGACUACCCAGAAUUUGAGUUCUACUUUGAAGCGCCUAGUAGAAACAAACAACUUCGCUCUGGUAGCUUUUUUUUGUACCAAGUUUUUCCCGGAAACACAGUUACUUGGCAACGGCUCUUCAUCAAGAGUGCAAGGGAGGCUGAAUAUGAGACUGUAGAAAAAAUGAUUGCAUUCUUCAGAGAGGACUCAACCUUUGUAAACUGCAAAGAACCAAAAACUGGCCAUACAGCUCUUCAUUGGGCCAGUCGGAUGGGCCAUUUUGAAGUUGUUCGUCUGCUGCUUGAAAAUGGAGCUGGUCUGGACGUGAAGAAUAAUUUCCUCUGCACACCAGUCAACCUUGCCAUUGAAGCCUUACAGAGACGAGUCUGUCAUUUGCUGGUGGAGUGGGGAUGUAAUGUGCAUAGCAAGAAUGUGAGAGGGCAAUCUGUGCUGGAGACCAUAAAAAACGAGGACUUUAAAAGAUAUUUAAUGGACCUGUAUGAGCACUACUCUGACAUUGUCCCAAGGAUCAUGAACGGGGACAUGAAGCUGCUGGACCAGGUCAUCGCUGACCACGCUGCUGGUCUUCGUGAGUUCUGCUGCUUGAGAAGCAGGUGCAUCAAUGGCAGCACGCUUCUGCACACUGCCUGUUACUAUGGUCACAUGCCGGCCAUCAAGGACCUGCUGUCCCUAAGGGUGGACGUGAACAUUCGGGACUACAAGGGCGCCACACCCCUCCAUCGGGCAAAGGACCCUGAUGUCAUGGAGAUUCUGCUGGAGGCAGGUGCCAAUGUGAAUGCCGAGGACUCGGAGAGUAACACGCCCCUACAUGUGAAGUGCUAUGGGGAGACCAACAAGCCCUCGGAGCUAGACUGCAUACAGAUGCUGCUCAACAAGAGUGCUAGUCUGGUCAUUAGGAACAGCAGGGGCCUGUUGCCCAUACACUGCUGUGUGAUGCAAGGUCGUAUUGACGUCAUGCAGCUGUUGUUGAAACAUGACAAGAAUAACUCCAUGGCAACGGCACUUGGGAAGGAAAACGACAAGCGACCCCCGAGUCUUAUUCAUCUAGCCAUCGCAAAUGACUUUCCUGAAUGCGCUGAAUGGCUGAUUUCCAACAGUUUCCAGUUUAAGGACAAGGAACAGGACAUUUUGAUGAGGAGAAUCCUUACAGAACAGAUCAAACUAACAAAGCGAGGGGAAGUAUUGAAGUUUCUACUGGACCAUGGAGCAGAACCAAGUCCUAAGUAUCCUGGAGGAAACACGGCUCUGCACUAUGCUGCUGGGCUAUCAGGCCCCAGUGAUGUGCUGGAGUUACUUGUCUCAUACGGUGCAGAGAUCGACAUCGUCAAUGAGGAUGGCUGCACACCACUAUUCUUUGCCACACAGUCCAACAACAAGUUUGCAGCUUGUGUGCUUAUUUCUCAGGGGGCCAAUGUGCGACAAAAGAACUCUUUAGGUUUGACAGCGUUUGAUUAUAUAGUGGACUUUGAAGAAUGGAUCGAGUGUGGUUACUUCACAGAAGAGAUAAAGGCAAGACUCAAAGCAUACAACCUAAAGCAUGCAAGAGAUCUGAUCCGAGCUAUUUCCAAACGGGUCAAGCCUCCUCAGGUUUUGAUGAGGCCAGAAUUGACACGCUCGGCAUACAAUCUGCAGUCCUCAAGCAUGUCUACACGCUAUCGCACAGGAUCAUCCAUGUCUGGUAAAAGCAUGCUGCCACCCGUGACAGGGCAGGUCGCCCAGAAAUAUCUCAUGUACUGAAUUUUGCAUGCGAAUCCACUGAUAACCAAGCUUUACAUUUAAAAAUGUAAAAUAUUGUCAAAUUUGCAUGGGAGAUAAGUCUUAUAAUAAAAACUUUAAUUGAAAUUGAAAAGGGUUAAAUAUUGUUUGUAUUUAAUGGGCCUUGAAACUCUUGUGUAAUAGAGUUUUUUGUUUUGCAUGGUAAACUUAGAAAACAAAAUAGAUCAAAGACAUAUUGACACUGAAAAAUGAUAUGACCUUCAACUCAAACCCUUUCAGUGCGGGAACCGAAUUUUGAAGGCCUUUGCAAACAGUUUGGAUCCAGAUGAGACGCCACAGAACGCGGCGUCUCAUCAGGAUCCAAACUGUUUGCUAUUCUGAUAGUAUUCUUUGAAAAAAAUCAAAGAAAAUGCUAAUUUUACAAAUUCAGCAGACGACAUUUUAGCAGACGAAAAAUUUCCCAGCAUGCAAAGGGAGAGAGAUCAUAUUCAUUUGUUUGGAAUAUUGCCAUGAAACUUAUGACGUUUAAGGUGUCUACUUGACAUUGGAACGAAAUUUUAUGUAUGAUGACUAGGUAAAACAUAUCUGGUUUCCAAAAACUUAUAACCAUAAGCUUUAUUCAUGUUUCAAAUCUCAUGUAUAUUUAUACACCAAAUCAGAGUUUUGUUGAUUGAAAAGCUGUUCAUAUCUUAAGCAUUUGAUUUUUUGCUCAGCAUUAUUUUGCUCUACAUUUAGUAGUUUUUUAUUAAUUUGUAAAUAACUGAACAAUUAUUAAUGCUUUUCUUUUCUAUUACCUACACUUGAAUCCACAUGCAAUGUUAUAUCACAAAUGAAGACUUCAAUCUGUUUUGACUAUUUAAGAAAAUGAUUGGCGUGUUUGUUUGUAUCUAGGAGCAGUUUGUUGAAAAGUUGGAAAUAAUAGAACAAUUGUAAUGUUUUUGAAAAGAAUUUAAUAAAUAUUUUGUAUAUAUAUAUAGUGCUGACAUCAAUCUCAUUCUUUUAAUAGCAUGCUUAAUUGCAUUCCUAUUAUCCCCUGCCAUAGGCGGAUGGAUAUUGUUUUGGUGUUGUCCGCCAGUCUUUCUGUCCGUCCAUCUUUCCAAUCGUCUGUCCAGCACUUUUGAGUCCGGAGCCGUAUUUAACCAGGUUUUCCAAAGGAAAAAACUGGUUAUUAGAUUGGCGAAUGUCGGAUGGCAGGCGGGCGGAACAAGCUUUCCAGGCCAUAACUUUGUCAGAUUUUUAAAUCAUUUGGCACAUUUAUUCACCAUCAUUAGACGGUGUGUCGGGCGAAAGAAUUAUGUUGAUAUCUCCAAGGUGAAGGUCACAAUUUAAGUUUGAAGGUCAAAAAUGGCCAUAAAUGAGCUUGUCCGGGCCAUAACUUUGUUGUUCAUUGUCAGAUUUUAAAAUCAUUUGGCACAUUUAGUCACCAUUAUUGGACGGUGUGUUGCGAGAAAGAAUUACGUCAAUAUCUUCAAGGUCAAGGUCAGAAUUUGAAUUAGAAGGUCAAAAAUGGCCAUAAAUGAGCUUGUCUGGGCCAUUUCUAUGUCAUUCAUUGUGACAUUUUAAAAUCAUUUGGCACAUUUGUUCACCAUUAUUGUUAUUGGACGGUGUGUCGCACUAAAGAAUUACGUCAAUAUCCAAGGUCAAGGUCGUCACAACUAAAAAUAGAUUGAUUUUGAAACAACUAUGUAACUAUGAACAAUCAGUAACAAUGCACAUUUUGAUUUUGAGCUGUCUCUCUUUAUCAGACUUUUUAUGCCCCCGGUAGGGUGGCAUAUAGCCGUCCGUCAGUAUGUCAGUAUGUGUGUAUGUCAGUCUGUCCGUCCGUCCAAAAAAAAAAUAAUGUUGGCCAUGACUUUUGCAUUAUUGAAGAUAGAAACUUGAUCUUUGGCAUGCAUGUGUAUCUCAUGAAGCUGCACAUUUUGAGUGGUGGAAGUUCAAGGUCAUCCUUCUAGUUCAAAGGUCAAAAAAAAAAUUCAAAGCAUCAUUCUCAUGAAGCUGCAUAUUUUGAGUGGCGGAAAUUCAAGGUCAAGGUCAUCCUUCAAGGUCAAAGGUCAAAAGAAAAAAAAAAAUCAAAGCGGCGUGCUCAUGAAGCUGCGUAUUUUGAGUGGUAGAAGUUCAAGGUCAAGGUCAUCCUUCAAGGUCAAAGGUAAAAAAAUAAUAAUUCACAGCGGCGCAAUAGGGGGCAUUGUGUUUCUGACAAACACAUCUCUUGUUUUUUCUAAUUGAAAUCGAGGUCAAUUUUACACAAGGGGGUUAACAAUACACAUUUUGAAUUGUCUCCCUUUAUCAGACUUUUUUUCAACUGAAAACCUGGUUUUGUGACAAUUUUGUCCCUUGUUUGGAAGUGCUUUCGCGGAUUUCAUUGAAACUUGGUAUGAGGUUGCUAGGGUAAUGGUCAAAGUAACACAUUAAGGUCAAAAUCACACAUUUUGAUUAAAUAUGCCUUAUUUGGUAAGUAUUCUUCCAUACUAAAAUGGAUUCUCAAAAUGUCCUGAUGUAAUUGUUCUCAAUUAUCAGGCACAACCCUUCAAUAUACCUUUUCUUUGAGUUCUACACUCAUCCAUAAACAAAAUUAAUUUAGCGGGGAUAUCAAUUGAAUGAAUUUGCUUGUUUAUUAUAUUUUCAGAGAUAUCUUUUACUAUAAUUGACAUUGUUGUCAAUGAAUACUAUUUAGGAUAUAAUUUUUAGUGCUAUAGACUUUAAUUAAGUGCAACAUUUGAUAUCAUUUGAUUGAGGUUUUUAUUGUUCUAUAUGGAUGCAUAUAGUAAUGGCAUCGACUGUCCUUCUGUAUUUUCUUAAAUUGGUCUGUCCUGUUUCUUGUGUGUAGCAUAACUCAUGAAAUAUUGAAGUGAUCCAAAUUAAACUUCACAUAAUUAUACUUGGGAAAUGUAUAUUACAAGAACAAUAAACCAGAGUUAUUUC
Dreissena polymorpha is the source of this 7692-nucleotide messenger RNA. Its product is annotated as ankyrin-3-like. Gene Ontology annotation, biological process: protein localization to T-tubule; regulation of cardiac muscle contraction. The record is from RefSeq and is a predicted model, not a curated record. Gene Ontology annotation, molecular function: protein binding. Bases 1099 to 4791 code for a protein of 1230 amino acids. Gene Ontology annotation, cellular component: nucleus; cytoplasm; T-tubule. The transcript has 23 exons. Lineage: Eukaryota; Metazoa; Mollusca; Bivalvia; Myida; Dreissenidae.